Messenger RNA from Chenopodium quinoa (quinoa), 1994 nucleotides. RefSeq names its product protein ANTAGONIST OF LIKE HETEROCHROMATIN PROTEIN 1-like. The coding region runs from base 623 to 1528 and encodes 301 amino acids. The record is from RefSeq and is a predicted model, not a curated record. NCBI's taxonomy places the organism in Eukaryota, Viridiplantae, Streptophyta, Magnoliopsida, Caryophyllales, Amaranthaceae. The transcript has a single exon.
AAUAAGGUAACCCUUAUUAGUCUCGUAUCUGAAUUUUGUUUUUCUUUUAACUUGUGUAAAUUUUGUUUUUUAUAAACUUAUCUUAUAUAAUUUUUUUAACCCUUGUAGUAGUAUAAACUACAGUACUCUUUAAGUACUCUUUUACCUUUUUAUUUUAGUUGAAAUACUCCAUAAGUAGAAUUUCAGUAGAUGUACGGGUCGGUUUUGGUGAGGUUAGGUCAGAUCUAAUUUUAAAAUUGAAUCAUGCUAACUUAACGUGUUUAUGCAAGCCAAAAUCUAAACUGAAUAUUUUUGAAUUGAUUUCAAAUCAGGUCAGUCAGAUGAGGUUUUUAACACCUCUAACGAUGAACAUGGAGUUACAGUUGUAAAAUCUACGGAGCAUUUGUUUAAAAUUUACCAGCAGUGAUACAUACAACAUGUUACAGCCAAACCUUUUGACUAUCAAAUCCCAAGAAAGUCCACGGUCAUUUCUUCAACCUAAAAUUCCCUGAUUACCCAUCUCUAACCCCUCUCUACAUAAAUUAAAAAACGAAACCAUUUACAAAAUAACAAAUUCAAGUACUCCAUAUAAUAUAAUAUUACAGUAAAACAACAACCUAGUGACAAGAAGGAAACAAAGGAAAUGAUGAUCACAUCAUAUUUGUUAUUAGAAGACCAAGAGAAGCAAGAGAAAGAGGAGUGGGAAGAAUUUGCUGAUCAAGAGAAAUUCGAUUUCGAGGCGAUUCAUAAGGAAAAAACACAAGCAAUGUUGGAUUACAAUUCAAAUUUGCAGAGUAGCUAUGAGGGUUUGGAUGAAAUUGAUGGAUUAAGGCGAAAGCGAUCGAGGGGAGCUGUGAAUUCUGCAAUGGUUGUUGCUGCUAGUGAAAUGAUUGAGAAAGGCGGUAGUAUUGAGGCUAGCAGUAAGCAAUCUAGUGGUUCAUCAGUGAGCCAUCAGCGACGUUUAUGGGUGAAAGACAGGUCUAAGGAUUGGUGGGAUAAGUGUACUAGCCCUGAUUAUCCUGAGAGUGAGUUUAAGAGGUGGUUUAGGAUGGGAAAAGCAACAUUUGAGUUGAUUUGUGAUGAGUUAAAGGUGGUUGUUGCCAAGGAGAAUACGAUGUUGAGGGCUGCUAUUCCGGUUGAUCAAGGAGUUGCUGUGUGUAUAUAUAGGUUGGCAACAGGCGAGCCGCUUAGGUUGGUGUCUAAGAGAUUUGGUUUGGGGAUUUCAACUUGUCAUAAGAUUGUUCUUGAUGUUUGUGCUGCAAUUAGGUCCGUUUUGAUGCCCAAGUACCUGCAAUGGCCCGAUGAGGAUUCGUUGAGGCAGAUUAAGGAGGAAUUUGAAUCCAUUUCUGGCAUUCCUAAUGUGGUUGGUUCUAUGUAUACAACUCAUAUACCAAUAAUUGCACCUAAGGUUAGUGUGGCUGCUUAUUUCAAUAAGCGCCACACUGAGCGAAUUCAGAAGACUUCGUACUCGAUUACAGUUCAGGGUGUGGUUGAUCCUAGAGGGGUUUUUAGCGACGUGUGCAUAGGAUGGCCUCGAUUAAUGUCUUAAGGGUGAUAGAAAAGAAGUUAUAAUAUGAGCUCCUAUAACAAAUUAACGAGGAAACGAUUCAUAACUGAGUUUCCCUCCUCUCAAAUCUUUUUUUUCUGUCACCACAUUUUUUUUUCUUCCAUUGGCAUGGCUUGCUGUUACAACUUACAAGUGACUCUCUCCUCUUUUUGCAGGAUUGUGUCCAACUCAAUUUUAACCGCUUUGAUAAUCAUGAUGGCUAACCGUAGUUUAAUAUAUUUGAAUGAAAUAUAUAUGUUUGCAAAAUAUACACUAAUAAGUACGAAGUAUAUUAUUUUUAAUAGAUUUUUUUUUCUUAGUAAACUUAAACAAAAAAGUAGUAUUUUAGAAAGAUAUGUCAAAUUGGUUUUUAAGGGAUGGUUACUAUAUUAGAAAAGAUAUAUAUUCACUAUAUUUUUAAAAUAUUUGUUUCUGUAAUUUCGUUAUUUUCUAAAUUAUUUGUUUUUUA